AUGUCCACACCAGCGCCCCAAACCCUACGCAGCCUCUACCGCUCCCUCCUCCGCGAACUCCCACCCCGAACCACCCCUCUCUCCCACACUCUACGCUCCACUUUUGCAGCCUCCUCCUCCUCCUCCACCACCUCAACCUCAACCACCACCUCUUCAUCCUCCGCAAAAACAGAACUUCAAAAGGUUCAAGAAGCAGAACAAUUAGCUCUAUAUCUCAAAGCGCAAAGAACCUAUGUCACACUGGUGGAAAGGUAUAAUCCUGGUAUGAAUAUGAAUGAGGAGGAGAGGGUGAGAUUGACGGCCAGGAGGGUGGGUAUGGAUUUACCGGUGGAUUAUGCAAAGGAGUAG
Molecule: messenger RNA, 348 nt
Organism: Aureobasidium subglaciale EXF-2481
Lineage: Eukaryota; Fungi; Ascomycota; Dothideomycetes; Dothideales; Saccotheciaceae
Exons: 1
Coding region: 1-348 (115 amino acids)
Biological process (GO): mitochondrial proton-transporting ATP synthase complex assembly
Cellular component (GO): mitochondrial matrix
Source: RefSeq, a predicted model, not a curated record